Molecule: messenger RNA, 3463 nt
Organism: Rana temporaria (common frog)
Lineage: Eukaryota; Metazoa; Chordata; Amphibia; Anura; Ranidae
Gene: FNBP1
Product: formin binding protein 1
Exons: 16
Coding region: 402-2198 (598 amino acids)
Biological process (GO): endocytosis; signal transduction
Molecular function (GO): protein binding
Source: RefSeq, a predicted model, not a curated record
GCCACCCGGCUUUCCCUCAGGAUACUAAGUAGACGAAUAUCCACGCCCACUUAGGUAGCUGGCCCCGCCCUUUACUUGGUGCAGUUGCUGGCCACGCCCGCUCGCUCUGGCACGCUCUCCCUCUUCUGUAAGCCGAAUAACCCCCCACAGCGCGCUCCCGCGGUGCUUCCCGAGCAGUCCGCGCUCCCGCUCCUCCGCUACUGUCAGGGAGAUGACACCGUGACACCCCGAUCCCGGGAUCUACCGACCGAGACACCGCCUGAGGAGGAACACCCCCCCCCCGUACACCCGGGGGUCACCGCAUCCACAGAGACACGCCCCCCACCGGGCCACUGCCUGUCCUGUCUGCACAACUGAGGAGCGGGCCACCGUCCCCGCCGCCCCCCCCCCCGGGACACACCAUGAGCUGGGGCACCGAGCUGUGGGAUCAGUUUGACAACCUCGAAAAACACACACAGUGGGGGAUUGAAGUACUGGAAAAAUACAUCAAGUUUGUGAAAGAGAGAACGGAGAUCGAAAUCAACUAUGCAAAACAGCUCCGGAAUCUUUCAAAAAAGUACCAGACAAAGAAGAACUCCAAAGAAGAGGAAGAGUCAAAAUACACAUCAUGCAAAGCCUUCCAGAACACACUGAAUGAAAUGAGUGACUAUGCCGGGCAGCAUGAAGUCAUCUCUGAAAACAUGUCGUCACAGAUUAUGACAGAGCUUAUCCGAUUCGUCCAGGAGCUGAAACAGGAGAGGAAAUCGAACUUCCAUGAAGGUCGCAAGGCACAGCAGCACAUUGAGACCUGCUGGAAACAGCUUGAAUCGAGUAAAAGAAGAUUUGAGAGGGAUUGUAAGGAGGCUGAUCGGGCGCAGCAACAUUUCGAAAAGAUGGAUGCUGACAUCAACGUGACAAAAGCAGAUGUGGAAAAAGCACGACAGCAAGCUCAGAUCCGUCAUCAGAUGUCAGACGACAGUAAAGGGGAUUAUUCAUCGGUGUUACAGAAGUUUAACGGCGAGCAGAAUGAGCACUAUCACACACACAUGCCGUCCAUCUUCCAGAAACUGCAAGAUAUGGAGGAAAAGAGGAUAGCACGGCUGGGGGAAUCACUGAAAAUGUAUGCCGAAAUAGACCGCCAAGUCAUCCCAAUCAUCGGCAAAUGUCUUGAUGGGAUCACAAAAUCUGCAGAGUCCAUCAACGAGAAGCAGGAUUCUCAGACAGUCAUAGAAGCCUUCAAAUCUGGGUUUGAGCCUCCCGGAGAUGUCGACUUUGAGGACUUCACGCAGUCCAUAAAACGCACUGUGUCGGACACUAGCCUUACAACCACCAAGGCUGACGGGAAGACCGAUCCCAAAACCCCUGGAAAAUCCCGCGGCAAGUUGUGGCCUUUUAUCAAGAAAAACAAGUCUCCCAAGCAGCAAAAGGAACCCCUCUCCCAUCGCUUCAACGACUUCAUGACCUCCAAACCCAAAAUCCACUGCUUCAGAAGUCUAAAGCGCGGGCUUUCUCUGAAGUUGUGUUUUGGUUUCCACCAGGGGGCAACGCCGGAGGACUUCAGCAACCUGCCACCGGAACAGAGGCGGAAAAAGCUGCAGCAAAAGGUUGAUGAACUAAAUAAAGACAUCCAAAAAGAGAUCGAUCAGAGAGAUGCCUUGACGAAGAUGAGAGACGUGUAUCUGAAGAAUCCACAGAUGGGAGAUGCUGGCAGCGUGGGUCAGAAGUUAAUAGAGAUUGGAAAUAACAUUGAGAAACUACGUGUGGAAGUACAAAAGUUUGAAAGUUGGCUGGCAGAAGUCGAAGGAAGACUUCCUGUCCGCAAUGACAGCUCCCGUCGGCAAAGUGGCCUGUAUGAAACACAAAACACUGCUCCAGUCAACAACUGUGCACAGGACCGGGAGAGCCCAGAUGGCAGUUACACGGAAGAUCAGAGCCAGGAGACGGAAGUGAAGGUGACGCCCACAGAGUUCGAUGAUGAUUUUGAUGACGAGGAGCCCCUGCCCACAAUAGGAACUUGUAAAGCCUUAUACCCUUUUGACGGUGAAAAUGAAGGAACCAUAUCUGUAUCAGAAGGUGAAAUACUGAAAGUCAUCGAGGAGGACAAAGGGGAUGGAUGGACACGGAUCCGCAGGAGCGAGGAGGAGGAGGGUUAUGUCCCAACAUCUUACAUCGAAGUUUAUUUGGACAAAAAUGCCAAAGGUGCCAAGACUUACAUCUAACCUCAUCUGCCUGUCUGUCUAUAAAGGGGUUUCACCCCCAGCAAUGUGUGUGUUCCUUGGCACCUGCUUACUUGUCCCAGUGACUGGCUUCAGUUAGCUUGGUCCUUGGCAUGCGGUGUAUAAAGAACAGUAAAGGGAGCUAAAGCUGUGUGGCCCAUAUCCCAACUCAAAAGUCUAUAACAACUUGUAUUUCAUCCAUCUAAACCCUAUUUUGUAGAUGUGUCCAUAGUUGCAGAAAGAUUGAGUCCAUGGAAUUAUGGUAGGUUUGAUCUCAUUGACCAAGCUUCCAUGCAAAUAACCCCUUUGUAAAAUGUCCUACCAUGUGUCAUUUGUCAACAAGUAUAGAUCAAGGUGGUGUAGAUAAGCAAGUUCAGUAAGUGGUGACAGUGGUUUUGGAGGACAAAAGAAAGUCUACCCAACAAAAAAGCUAGAGAGUCUUAAGGCUGAAGGCAGCUACGGACCUAAGUAAAGUUGAAUAUUGACUAAAAACUCCUCUAUUGUGAGAUAUUUCUUUACCCAAAAAAAUCCUAUAGCCAUAUUAGCCAAAAAUGUAAAACUGGCUAAUUGACUUUUGAUCCUAAGCUGAAAUUGUAUACUGAAGACUCUCAUAGCUUUAGAAACCUGGACUAAAAUGUCAAAGUGUUAUAUUUGGAGGUCCUAACCGUACUGCUAUCAGAAGGGAUGGAAACAUUUUUUCUAUGCUGAAGUACUUAUUUAACCUGGGCAGGUUAUUCAUUUACUGUGAAGGAGGUAAUUGCCAGUGAUCGUAUUAAUUGAAGAGUCAAAAGUUAAUCUCCCUGCUUUAAAAUAUUUAUGAUGGUUUUACAGCCAAAUGAGUUGACCCAUCAGCCUGGGGCCAGGGGGGAUUGAAACCCCAGUAGUAUGACAUUCUUCAUUUUGAAGCCAAUAGCUUUACAAAUCCUAGUCUCUGUAAGGCAGUGUCAUCAGUUUUGGUCUCCAAUGCUUCUAGCUUUUACUAAAAUGGUUCAGCUAAGGAUGGAUUUUCAUCCCUGGAACAUGUAGGCACACAAGGUGUUAAUUAAUUAAUUAAAUAAUAGUGCAUUCCACCUUUCAAAUAACUUAUUCGAAUUCCUCAGAGCCUAGGAUUUGUUGAAGAUAUCAGCAUUUCACUGAAGGUUCCCAGACUUCCCUGACUUCGAGCCCCCACCAGGUGCAGGUGAUGGACCUGAUUCAGCAAAGGAACCUUAAAGUGGUUGUAACCCUCAGACAUGAAAUAUGAAAAAAAGCAUAUCACUAUCUCAAUC